UUGUUGGAUUUAAAACCGUUCUCCCAUUAAUGCCAAAGCCAGCAGAGGUACCAACUAUAGCUCCAUGGCCAGAAGAUACCAGCAGCUCUGCCUUUACUGAAAUUUCAGCUGGAGAAAGGUCCACAGCACAAUGAGGCUUUUCACAGGCAUUGUUUUCUGCUCCUUGGUCAUGGGAGUCACCAGUGAAAGCUGGCAUUCGUUUUUCAAGGAGGCUCUCCAAGGGGUUGGGGACAUGGGCAGAGCCUAUUGGGACAUAAUGAUAUCCAAUCACCAAAAUUCAAACAGAUAUCUCUAUGCUCGGGGAAACUAUGAUGCUGCCCAAAGAGGACCUGGGGGUGUCUGGGCUGCUAAACUCAUCAGCCGUUCCAGGGUCUAUCUUCAGGGAUUAAUAGACUACUAUUUAUUUGGAAACAGCAGCACUGUAUUGGAGGACUCGAAGUCCAACGAGAAAGCUGAGGAAUGGGGCCGGAGUGGCAAAGACCCCGACCGCUUCAGACCUGACGGCCUGCCUAAGAAAUACUGAGCUUCCUGCUCCUCUGCUCUCAGGGAAACUGGGCUGUGAGCCACACACUUCUCCCCCAAGACAGGGACACAGGGUCACUGAGCUUUGUGUCCCCAGGAACUGGUAUAGGGCACCUAGAGGUGUUCAAUAAAUGUUUGUCAAAUUGAA
This is a messenger RNA of Pan troglodytes (chimpanzee), 670 nucleotides long. It is a transcript of the gene SAA4, whose product is annotated as serum amyloid A4, constitutive. Gene Ontology annotation, cellular component: extracellular region. The record is from RefSeq and is a predicted model, not a curated record. The transcript has 4 exons. Bases 131 to 523 code for a protein of 130 amino acids. NCBI's taxonomy places the organism in Eukaryota, Metazoa, Chordata, Mammalia, Primates, Hominidae.